Messenger RNA from Pelobates fuscus (common spadefoot toad), 2145 nucleotides. RefSeq names its product serine/threonine kinase 39 (gene STK39). Lineage: Eukaryota; Metazoa; Chordata; Amphibia; Anura; Pelobatidae. The coding region runs from base 246 to 1838 and encodes 530 amino acids. Gene Ontology annotation, biological process: protein phosphorylation. The record is from RefSeq and is a predicted model, not a curated record. Gene Ontology annotation, cellular component: cytoplasm. Gene Ontology annotation, molecular function: protein serine/threonine kinase activity; ATP binding. The transcript is spliced from 19 exons.
UGACUUGCUCAGGAAGCACCACCUCUCUCGGCUCACACAGGAGGAAGCUGUACCAGCACCACCCCCUUGUCUCUUGGCUUCCCCUCCUCUCUCUCCCCGGUGCCUGGCUGUCAGGCUCACACAGAGAAGGAGUGAGGGAGGCAGCGGCUGAGUGAGUGCCCGCUGGACGCCCAGGCUGAGCAGAGGUGCCCUGAGAGAGUACCUGCAACAGUAUCAGCCGCAUCACCAUCAGCAGCAGCAGCAUCAUGGCAGAGCAGAAUGAUUCUCCAGUGCACAGCCAGCUCCCAGCACAGCCCAUCGGAUGGCCAAUCUGCAGGGACAGCUAUGAGCUCCAGGAGGUUAUUGGUAGCGGUGCCACAGCUGUAGUUCAGGCAGCGUUAUGCAAACCCAGACAGGAACGAGUUGCCAUAAAGCGAAUCAACUUAGAAAAAUGCCAGACGAGUAUGGACGAGCUACUUAAAGAAAUUCAAGCCAUGAGCCAGUGCAGCCACCCCAAUGUUGUUACAUAUUAUACUUCAUUUGUGGUGAAAGAAGAACUCUGGUUGGUGAUGAAAUUAUUAAGUGGAGGUUCCAUGUUAGAUAUUAUUAAACAUGUUGUCAGCAGAGGAGAACAUAAGAACGGAGUUCUUGACGAAUCAAUAAUCGCAACGAUACUUAAAGAAGUAUUGGAAGGAUUAGAUUAUCUUCACAGAAAUGGGCAGAUUCAUAGAGAUUUAAAAGCUGGUAACAUCCUAUUGGGAGAAGAUGGAUCGAUACAAAUAGCAGAUUUUGGUGUUAGUUCAUUUUUAGCAACAGGAGGGGAUGUCACGAGGAAUAAAGUCAGAAAAACAUUUGUGGGCACCCCGUGCUGGAUGGCUCCUGAAGUCAUGGAACAGGUUAGGGGAUAUGACUUCAAGGCUGAUAUAUGGAGUUUUGGCAUAACUGCUAUAGAAUUAGCAACGGGUGCAGCUCCAUAUCAUAAGUACCCUCCAAUGAAGGUCUUAAUGUUGACUUUGCAAAAUGACCCUCCCACGCUAGAAACUGGAAUAGAAGAUAAAGAAAUGAUGAGGAAAUAUGGAAAAUCAUUUAGAAAGCUAAUUUCUCUCUGUCUCCAAAAAGAUCCAUCGAAGAGGCCAACAGCUGCUGAACUACUAAAAUGUAAAUUCUUCCAAAAAGCUAAGAAUAGAGAGUAUUUAAUUGAAAAACUUCUCACCAAAACACCAAAUGUUGCCCAAAGAGGAAAGAAGGCUGAGCAGAAUCCUGGGAAAGAAAGCUUCAUGCCAGGUUCUGAAAAUGAGCAAGAUGGCAACAGAAGGGUCAGGAGAGUACCUGGCUCAAGUGGUCACCUGCAUAAAACAGAAGAUGGAGAUUGGGAAUGGAGUGAUGAUGAACUAGAUGAAAAGAGUGGAGACUUUAAAGAUUCAUUUUCCAAGUCCAGAAGAAUCAAUGAUGACAUUGACAAUGCAGAGAAUUCCACAGAUAGCAAUAUGCAAACACGAUUGCAAAAUAUGGCUCUACAGGAUACUCAGGCACAAUCAAAUGAAAGCCAUCAAGAAAACAGGUUUUCAACUGCAAUUAACCUCGUUCUCAGAUUGAGGAACUCAAGAAAAGAACUCAAUGACAUACGAUUUGAGUUUACUUCAGGCAGGGACACAGCAGAUGGAGUUUCUCAGGAGCUGUUCUCAGCAGGCCUUGUGGACGGUCAUGAUGUAGUUAUAGUUGCUGCUAAUUUGCAGAAGAUGAUAGAUGACCCAAUAACAUAUAAAACAUUAACCUUUAAACUGGCGUCUGGUUGUGAUGGAACGGAGAUUCCCGAUGAAAUCAAAUUGAUUGGGUUCGCUCAGCUGAGCAUUACCUGAUUAAUUGCACUUUGGCGUCCCUCUAUGAACACAAUCCACGGAGACCAUCUUAGACAACGGAAAAGGGAUAAUAUUAGCACCAUACAAGAUUUGCUUCAGAUCUAGAAAUUCACCAUGUUGGUACAAGUUGAAAUUAAAACUUUAAUACCUGCUGCUACCAAGAAAAAGAGAAUACGGAAAAAGGCUACUACGUGUCACCUGUAAAUCAAUUUGGAAAUCUCCCCAUUUGAAAUAAUUAUACAAAAAUGCACUUAACAAUAUCCAUAUUUAUUGUUUACAUGCAAUAGAUAUAUUUGUCUGAAUUUUU